This is a messenger RNA of Meleagris gallopavo (turkey), 539 nucleotides long. It is a transcript of the gene ATP5PO, whose product is annotated as ATP synthase peripheral stalk subunit OSCP. NCBI's taxonomy places the organism in Eukaryota, Metazoa, Chordata, Aves, Galliformes, Phasianidae. Gene Ontology annotation, cellular component: membrane. The record is from RefSeq and is a predicted model, not a curated record. Gene Ontology annotation, molecular function: proton-transporting ATP synthase activity, rotational mechanism. Gene Ontology annotation, biological process: proton motive force-driven ATP synthesis.
GGGUGGGGCCUACAGCCGCGCCUGCGCACUGCCUCCCCGCCGGGCCCGGGCGCAGCGGUGACCUCGAGUGGCGGUGGGAGAAAAUGGCGGCGUCGGGGAUCGCCCUGAAGGUGCGGCAGCUGAGCACGUCGGCGGCUCGGCCGGUCUCCAAGCUGGUGAAGCCGCCCAUCCAGGUGUACGGGCUGGAGGGCCGCUACGCCACCGCGCUGUAUUCCGCCGCCACAAAGCAGAAGAAGCUGGAGCAGGUGGAGAAGGAGCUGGGCCGAGUGUGGACUCUUUUGAAGGACCCUAAGCUGUCCAGCAUUAUUAUGAACCCUCACACCAAGGGCGCAGUUAAACAGAAAGCUGUAAAUGACGCUUUAGCUAAAGAGAAGAUGUCCCCUAUUACCAUCAACCUGAUGAACCUGCUUGCUGAAAAUGGUCGCUUGCGCUACACUCCGGGCAUUGUUUCUGCUUUUGGGAAGAUCAUGAGCGCAUUCCGAGGAGAAGUACUGUGCACAGUCACCACUGCACAGGUGGGUUAGGAACGUCAGGGUUGA